CCCCUUGCUUCACUCGUGGUGAGGACGUUUUGCUUAUGAUCGCGAUGGAGUCCCCAAGCCAUGUCUUACCCCAUCAAAUGACCACCCAGCCUAGCCCUACCCCCGGGCUCACACCCAGUGGACACAACCCCCUGAAUUUGAUGAGCAAGCUACAGAAACCAGGGACGUACAGUUCUCCCCCACCGGUAGCCUGCCACCCCGAAAACAAUGUGUGUAAAUUGAUCGAAUACCGUGGGGCGAAAGUUGCAGCAUUUAUGGUAGACGGCCGUGAGUUGAUAUGUCUACCCCAAGCUUUUGAACUUUUCCUCAAACACCUCGUUGGAGGGCUCCAUACUGUGUACACCAAACUGAAACGCUUGGACAUAACCCCUGUUGUUUGCAAUGUGGAGCAGGUUCGAAUCCUACGAGGACUUGGAGCAAUCCAACCAGGGGUUAACCGAUGCAAACUUAUCUCGUGCAAGGAGUUUGAUAUUUUAUAUGACGACUGUACCAACUCAAGUGCGCGGCCCGGUCGUCCCCCGAAGAGGUCCCCGUCUAUACAUGCUAGCCCUGAGACGAUAGAAAAACUGAAGAAGAGUCGGCUUGAUGGAAGUGAUUACCAGUUCGACCCAAGGCUCUAUGGUCUUUCGUAUUUUCCAGGAGACCGGAAGUCCCUACUCAAUGGCUUCCCACACCACCCGUAUGCUAUGGGGCCCCUUCCUUUCAUGCCCCUCACUCACCCCAUGAUGUCCCCACCAGUCUCCAUGGCAAUGGCUCAGCACCUCGGCCUCAGACCUGACGGGUCAAUCAUCAAGGACAGGUCAAGCUCAGAGUCGGAUCUAAUGUCACCCAGAGGUCGCGAUGACGUCAUUGGCAAAUCCCCUUAUGAUACAGACCGGGUUCAUCCCCGGAUGAUGGACAACGAUUCAAACAAACCACUCAACCUCCACGUUAACGGGCAUUUGAAAGACGCUUAUAAAUCAGUCGGCCCUCUCAGAAGUGAUGAUGAUGAUGACGACCCUGAUGAUGACAAAAUGUCAGAGGAUGAUAGAGACGACGAUUUGGACGACAGUGUUGACAUCAACGAGUCUUUCCAUGCCCCGGGGGAGGUAGGAGAGAAGGUUGGGGUGGGGCAGCAUGGACACACCCCUCAGCUGUUGAACGGAGAGGCUACAGGGAUCUCAUCAAUCGAAACGCUCCUUCUCAACAUCCAAGGCCUCCUCAAGGUCGCAGCAGAGAAUGCACGUCACCAUGAGAGACAGAUAACGCUGGAGAAAGCUGAGCUGAAGAUGGAGCUGCUGAGAGAAAAAGAAGCUCGAGAACAGACAGAGAAGCAGCUCAUGGACGAACAGAAAAACAGAGUGAUCCUGCAGAAAAGGCUGAAGAAGGAGAAGAAAGCCCGGAGGAAGAUUCAGGAACAGUUGGAGAUUCUGGCUCAACAGGGAGGGCAGUCCGGAGUACCCCUCGACUGCAAGGCUCCAAACAGCCCGGAGUCAACCAGAAAUAACGCAGAUUCAAUCGACCAAGACUCAGACGGCGAUAAACACAGCCAAUGUGACUCGGGGAAGAAGACACCAGAUCUCUCUGACGGUCGGUCAAAUCAUCGAGACAUCUUUGAAACCUUCCCGCCACCCCAUACUCUUAGCAGCACCCGCUUUCCCUACCUCCCAAUGGUACAGAAUGAAGUCCAGUGAUCGUCACCAUAACAACAUAUCUAGUUGUCAUAGCGACAGGCUGUCACGUGACAGUCCGCCAUCUUGACUCCUCUGAUACUUUCAGAGUAAUGUCUCAGAACUCAAGGUCUCAGAAAACGUAGAGGUCAUAGUUGACCAAGCUUCUGGGUCAGUCUGGAAGCUACCCUGUCUCUAACGGUACUAGCCUCCGGUUUAGGGACGACGACUGUAACGACAAACUAAAGACUUAGAGCACUACAGCCCGACCUAGAUAGGAGGCGAGGCGGACAUUGUACAUAUGCCUUCAAGAAGAAGAAUUGGCUUCAUCCUAUUGUUUAGAACGUGCAGCAGGGGCCACAAGUGGCGUACUCAAGAACGGCAGAUUUGAUACAAGGUCAAGGCCAGGAAGGGCAGAUAACUGAGCAGGCCCGCUGCACAAGUGUACGAGUUAGGUUAGAAGAGGGUUGUCCAUAUAUGUACGACAUUAGAUUAGAUUUCACUACACUUGAGAUGUGUGCGCCCUUGGUGUGUGUGGUCUGUGUGUUGUACUUAUAAAACACUGGCGGAACAUUUGCCACUACUUAUCAUGGUUGUGACAAAUACAGCUCAAUCUCAAUAAUAACAAUGAUGAAUGUCAAAUCUUGGAUCUACCACGCGUUAGAUGUAAUCUCAGACGUUUAGACGGAAGUGUUGCUUAAUAUUGGUAUAAAUGCGUAUAUUGUAUGUCUGCUAGAAUUGUAGGGUGCGACGACAGUACGUGGUGCGGCGCGACGAAACGGAAUCAAAAUGGCAACAAGUAUUAUUUAUUCACUGGCCGUACAAUAAAUCACAAUAGAAUCAAAAUUUAGAAUUAUUCUAGAUAUCCAGGAUGCAUUUUUUAAAAAUCAAAAUGAAUGAUAUCGUGACAAGAAUCAGACCACUGAAACUUACGUCACAUUAUGAUUGCCAAUACGAUCAUCUGUUGUAUUUCAUGUAAUAUAGGAGAAGAGAUUUCGAGGCGAAUAUCGCCAUGCUUCGCGUCGCGUCGCGCCACAUUGUUCGCGCUCUCUUUGGUUACUGACAUGGUUAUUGUUGUGUUUUUGCAAUAUAAUUACAAAUGUUGGUUUAUAAAAUGCCUGUAUGAAUCACUGACGUUACUAAGUUGGUCAAUAUUUGACCAUGUUCAGUACAUCAAAUACAAUGUACGCUACGGUGCAAAUUCUCAAAGGUCAUCAAAAGACAUGAAAACCUAAAUGCUAGCUACUGAUUUAACGCAUCGCCGUGACUAAUUUAACCAGACAGUACCAGAGAAAUCAUAUUUCUUGUAAAUGCAUAAUAUAUACUACUCAACGCCCAUAGGGAUAGGAUAAGUUCCUACUGUUGAGACCAGUUUGGUAAUGGAAAUGUGUAGGAAAUUAUCGUGAAGCAUCCUAAAUGGACGUCGAUAAUGAUGAUUUCAAUAUUCAUAGUUGAGUAAGAUAUACAUACUGAACACAAAAAGUUAAGGAACAUGAUUAUUUUUGGGGUGUUUUUUUAGUAAAGACUGAGCACAGAAUUACUCAAAUAUAUUCCUCAUAUUUAUGAUUCAUAACUUUUUUUCGUUCAUAUUUGCGUACCGAUUGUUAAGCCUUUAAUGUAAGUCGGCUUUUGUCAUGUUUUCAUGUUUGACUUUGAGAAAUAUUUUAUUACAGACUCUAGAAACGUUCUAGCUAUAAUAUGGUGCUCUCGUUGGUUUCAACCAAAUAUCUAGUAUCUAGUAGACGGCCAAAGAUAGACACUAAAGCCAGUCAAUAGCAUUCUAAAUUUAGCUUUAAUUUUAAAAUUUAAGUGGCAUAAUUUUAGAUGGACUUUGUUUUACUAGGUGUUCAAGUUAAUGACAUUUGACUUUAGAUUAAAUGUCUCCAGCGUUCAUAAUGCAAUGCCAUUCCUAAAUCUAGUCGAUUUAAAACUGCCCAAUGCUGUUCAUCAUUGAAUAAUUUAGUUGUGAUAGAUUUCAUGUAACAGGCGUACGUAUUACAACUCAUUAUCACCUUAGUCAAGGAAAGCUGAACACGAGAAAAAUAAACUGUUUCUCAGACGUGUCACUAAAAAACCUACGCAUGAGUACUUUUUUUAAAAUUCAUAUUUUAUAUGUCUGCAUGUUCAGUCCCCGUUCAGAUCGUGCUGAAAAACGCUCAUUUAGUUCUCAAACCACGACAUCCCCCCCCCCUUUCAAUCCUCUUUGUCACACCUGUCUUUACACUUUUAGAAACAGAUACAAUUCAAAAAUUUCAAAUUGUUUCUUCUAUUUAUCGAACCAAAUACUCGUAUUCUAAAAUCAGUUCAAGUAUUCUGAAAAAAAGUAUUAUAACGUUUACGACAAUGUUGUCUAAUGUAAUCCGAACCUUAUAGCUGGGCAUAAUAAUUGUUCUUACAAGUAAAAUUUUAUCUAACUAGGUUUAUGUAUUGAAAGUUCGUUUGAUCUGAGUUUCGUCAAACGUCCAGUGAAAAAUAUGCCAAAGUUAGGCACAUUUGCUGUAGGAACAGUACGCUGAUUACAUGCCGCUUUCACGGUGCCCGGAUGACAAAGAUCGACCGAGGGAAAUGCUUCACGCUUGGUUGAAUACUGAGCUCCAAUAAUGAGAUAUUCCCAAUAAGGGUAUUGACACGAAACAUUAUCCGUAAUGGCUACCUCUUCAACUUGUUGAUUAAGGAUUCAUUUCUACGGAUCUACUGAUUGCAGCCGAAACCUAUGAGUUAUGGUUUAUUCAAUAUCGAAAGCAUCAAUCUAUAUAUGAAGUAUUAUUGUCCUUGGACUAUGAUCAUUAUAUCAUUUGUUUUUAUAAUAUUUUUUCAUUUUUCAUAGCAUUCUUGUUUCGGUCUCGUCCUGUCGUGUUCAGAUUUUGAUGACGUAAUUUAGUGACGUCAUUGCAAUGGCGACACUAGAUAAUAUAAAUGUUAGUGAAAAUAACUAACAACCGUGAGAUUCAUUUUCACCACUUCUCCACCCAAAUGUGAUUGAUAAUAACUUGUUUGAAUGUGAAUAUUUUGAUAACGUAUAUAUUUGUAUGGUGAUGUGUCACCAGCGAACACUUUGUCGCCAUAUUUCCCCCAUGUACUAAUGAUUUAGUUGUAGUCAUUGUUAUUUAGAUUUUAUCGAAAUUGGUUGAACUUUUGCCACUGUUUGGUUAUUUUCAUAAAUUAUUCUCAAUUUUUAUUAGUACGUGCCAUCUUUAGUGCCAUGUAAAUCUGUCAUUUUCUGAUCAUUUUAAUCAAAUCGAUAAAUUUGCCCUUCUCAGAAAUUCCAAACGAUGGUCAGAUCUUUUAAAUCAAUGGUUUGGUGGCAACGCUGUUGUCUGAAGACUUGGUCUCGCAUAGAAAUUUCCUACUGCGUAUGUGUAACGGAAAUGAUGUCAUUUUGCCCUCGGGUUAAACAGUGUAUUGCUACGCGUCCUAGUGGCCUGUAUAUUUUGUGUCACUUUUGCAAUAUUUCGUGGAGACAUUCCUAUUUUGUCAUCAAUAAAAAUGUAAAAUAUC
Molecule: messenger RNA, 5147 nt
Organism: Haliotis rubra (blacklip abalone)
Lineage: Eukaryota; Metazoa; Mollusca; Gastropoda; Lepetellida; Haliotidae
Product: dachshund homolog 1-like
Exons: 10
Coding region: 36-1673 (545 amino acids)
Source: RefSeq, a predicted model, not a curated record